AUGCACUCCCCCUUCUCGAUCGACGAGCUCAUCAGCUCGACCGAGUUGGGCACCGAUGCCGUCACUGCCACGCUCUUCCAUCGUCAGUUGACGCACACAGUACCAUGUUCGAGCUUGGCACUGAUCAGACCCGAGUGUUGACAGGUGAUCGAAUCUACCUGGGGACGGACAAGGGCUCGCUGCUCGUCUUUGAGCUCGCACACGCCUCGACCAGCAGGGGUACGUCCUUACGGCCAAGCCAUCUCAGCCAGUAGACGCACUCCGCCGACUGAUCAAGCUGCCAUCAUCGCCCACCCGUACAGCUCCUCCAUCGGCCAAACUGGCGCUCAAGCAGCCAGCGUUCGCCAAGCGCCCGAUCGAGCAGCUCGUCGCGCUUGAUGAGAUCGAUGCGAUCGCCUGUCUUGCAGGUGAGACGGCACAACCGAGCUCAUUUCGGAAAUCCUGGAAGCUCGGACUUUCGUUGACAAAGAUCCCUUUCCUUUUGUUUACUCAGGCGGAGACUUGUCGAUCCACUCCAUGUCCUCCUUCGCGCUCCGAUCAUCGUUCAAUCAGCUCACCCGUGCGACGUGCUCCUCGAUUGCCCGUACGACCUCUUCCACGUCGGUCUCGACGACCAAACAGAAUACGGACCAUACCGUCCUCGCUCUUGCCUGUCGACGUCGUCUGAUACUCCUCUCGUGGACCGGGUCGGGCGCCAACGCCGUCGGCUCGAACAAGGAGAUCGCUCUCCCGCAUCAAGUCCGAGGCAUGUCCUUCACCGAGGACGAAGGUGAGGCGGGCACGAGCCUCAAAUUGGUUCUAGGCUUUUCUACGGGAGAGUAUGGGAUCACCACCGUCCCCAAGCUCAAGCAUUCAGCCGAAUCCGGAUCCGAAUCGACGGAGAGGACCAAGAUUCGCAAGCCCCCACCAGGGAGUGCGGCUGCUCCGAGCUCGGCAUCCGGGAAGCUCGAUCAACCUCUACUUGGGGAACUCUUCACUCCGACUUUGGCAGGCGCGGUGACCAAGGAUGUCGCCCCGACUCUGGCCACUGUGGUGGCAUCGACGGCGACUGAAGGCGGCAAAUCCUCUGCACUGGGGUCGCUCGGACUCGGCGCGCUGUCACUGUCGGCGUUGACCACGAAGAAGAUCGACAAGAAUGAGGUUGUUCUCAUACCGCGAAAGAGGAGGAAUACAAAGAGAGAGGCGAGCGAGCGACAGUCGGAGGAAGAAGACAGGAGGAGAGCCGAGGAGGACUGGCUGUAUGGUAAAGAGUGGGGAUGGGACGAUCAGGACGAAGGAGAGAAAGGGGUCGGAAGCAAAGUGCUCGUCGUUCGAGAUAGUGAGUCCCGAGCUGAAAUUUCAUUGUCACGGGUAGAGUCUGAUCGAUGCCCGUCGCCUGUCCUUGCAGACCUCGCUCAAGUGCUCGACACUUCCAACGGACAAGUCCCUCGCACCUCACUGGGCAGCAUCUCAUACCCGUCACCUGUAGAGGAGACGGUCGUCACUCCGCCUUUCGUCAUCUCGCUUCUUUCCAACUCGACUCUAUCGAUCCACACGACCGAUACGCUCACGUCCGUUCAAACGCUCGACUUGCCCACGCAGUCGAAUUCUUCGAUCGUAUCCAACCUCGGAGCGAAUAAGAUCUCGACCUCGGCGAGACUGUUGACGCCUUCUUCGAGUUCAUCCCCGCCCUUGUUCUUUUUGACGACUUCUUCGGUGGGUGCAGCGACAGCUGGUGCGGGCGCACCGAUCGUUUCGCAAACGCUUUGGAUCGUUCGCUCGCAAUCCUGGAUCGAACAAAUCGAAGCGCUCGGCGCGCAGGGACUGUGGUCGAAAGCAAUUCAAUGGUUUCGUCUCGCACUCCCCUUUUCCGAAUCGGCGUCUCAGCCACUUUCGAUGGAGACUGUGAAGCGAUUGAAGCUUUUGAGGAGCUGGGAGCUGUUCAAUGAGGGGCGGUUUGGAUUGGCCGUCGAUGCGUUCAUUAGGUUGGAGGUCUCGGCCGUCAAGGUCGUGGGACUGUAUCCGGAACGACUUGCGGGACGAUUAGUGAGGGAUGAUGCUGAGAAAGAGGAGGCUUUCGGAGGUCGCAAGGCCGAAGAUGCGCGGGCAAUGCAAGAAGCCAAACCCGCGGAGGGGGCCGAGACGAAGAUGUUGUCUGAUGCGGUAGACAGCUCAACACCGUCACCAUCGCAUCACCACUUUUCACUCGCCGCGCGAUUGAGGGAAUCUACGAUCGGUAGCUCUUCCGCCACCCCUUCGUCACCCAAUUCGACGAUCCGAUCGAGCUCGGUCGACUCGGCCCGACUUGGCACAAAUAGCUCGGACGAGGCACAGCAAAAGGCGUUCAACGUAUCGGUCGACGAACUGGUUCGAUUCCUCACCGAUCGACGACAACAAAUCAACAAGGCACUAUCCCUCCUCCCACCAUCUCGAAGACCGCUAUCCUCGCGACUGAGGCCUCAAGCGACCAAGGAGCAACUGGACGACAUUCCUGAUCGACCGGUCGCGCAGCUCAGUAUCGAACAGCUUGCUCGAUUGGCGCAGGUCGUCGAUACCGCGCUCUUUAAAAGUUAUCUCGCGACCAAGCCUGUCAUGGUAGGGCCGUUGUGUCGGAUCGAUAAUUGGUGCGAGGUCGAAGAGGUCGAAGAGGCGCUGCUGGAGAAGAAGGUGAGAUCAGUCUCGGCUUAGAAUGGGAACGUUGGCGGAGGGGACGCUGAUGCGUGUGAUCAUGAGCAGAAGUACCGAGAGCUUUUGGACCUCUACAAUGGCAAGAGCACGCACCAGAAGGCCGUCAAAUUGUUGCGCAGGUGGGUGAGACGUACCUUCCCAGUCAGGUCCGAGUCCACGACUAAUUGUGGCAACGUGUCCAAUGCACAGAAUUGCCGAAGACGAAGAUGACCUCGACGAAAAAGUCGAGCCGACGAUUCGAUACGUCCAGAAACUAGGACCGGAUCAUCUGUCGACGAUCCUCGAAGCUUCGGAGUGGGUCUUUGCGACCCAUCGGGCCAAGGGCCUCGAGAUCUUUAUCGCCGACUUGGAAGAGGUCGAAGCGUUGCCGCGACAUCAAGUCAUGCAGCACUUGGAAGGCGUUGGUGAGGAGGCGUGCAUGCGGUAUUUGGAACAUGUCGUGCACGAGUUGGACGAGAGAGGCGCCGAAUUUCACGAGAAAUUGAUCGAGGUCUACUUGAGGAGGGUGUUGGAGGGUGGGCAAGGUGGCGUGGGCGAUGAAGAGGGGUACAAGAAACUACUCGCUUUCCUCGAGGCGUCCGAAUCGUACCGUGCGGAUCGAAUGUUGGGACGACUACCCGCUUCGACUUUGAGCUCGGUCGCUGGAACGAUUUCGAGCAUGACGAAGAAGGACGAAGCGCUCGCGCUCGUUCGCGCACUCUUGUUGGGUCGUCUCGGUCGACACGAAGGCGCAUUACGAAUCUACGUUUACCAACUCGCCGCUGCCGAACUCGCCGAGGACUACUGCCGUCGCGUCGUCGCUAGCGAGGAAGACGUCUUUCACAUCCUCUUACGCAUCUACCUACGCCCGACGAACGAUCAGAAAGUCAUGUUCGCGCCCGCGCUAGAACUCGUCAAAAAGUAUGCGCUCUACCUCGACCCCAUCGUCGUCUUUGAUCUGUUACCACCCUUGGUCUCGAUAGCGGACCUCAAAGUCUUUCUUGAGAAAACGUUACGUCGUUCCGUCCAAGCCAAGAAUGAUACACUCGUGCUCAAGGCGAUCACGAAAAGUCUUUCGGAGAAAGAGGAGAGGGAGAAAGUCGAUUUGGAAGAGAGGAGGGUCAAGGUUACGGAAGGGAGGGUUUGCCCCGUUUGUGGUAAACGAUUGGGGAAUAGCGUGUUGGCGAUCUUUUUACCGAGGGGUGAGGUGGGUCAUUAUCAGUGCCGUGAGGCGUUUCAGGAGAGGAGGAAGGACCUGCUGUAG
Messenger RNA from Microbotryum saponariae, 3910 nucleotides. Lineage: Eukaryota; Fungi; Basidiomycota; Microbotryomycetes; Microbotryales; Microbotryaceae. The record is from the annotation of a GenBank genome assembly.